Molecule: messenger RNA, 2272 nt
Organism: Saccostrea cuccullata (small rock oyster)
Lineage: Eukaryota; Metazoa; Mollusca; Bivalvia; Ostreida; Ostreidae
Product: monocarboxylate transporter 12-like
Exons: 6
Coding region: 536-2041 (501 amino acids)
Biological process (GO): transmembrane transport
Cellular component (GO): membrane
Molecular function (GO): monocarboxylic acid transmembrane transporter activity
Source: RefSeq, a predicted model, not a curated record
AUGAAAAAAAUUGAUUGGCUGUCUUGAAGAAUGUGACUACACAGCAUAAAUGAUCUGGAAAAACAAACAUGGUUGAACUACGGCUGCAGUUGUAUUGAUUUUAUGCAUUGGAUUGACAAUCAGUCACGGAGAAAUGAUCCCUGAAAUAUACUUGGGGAAAAGAUUCCAUAAAGUCAUACCACAGCAACAAUUAUGAGAUUCUUCGAUUGAUCACAAACAUGCAAACAUUUUCGAAAACAACAUUUUCUGAGAAAUGGAGUUAACUAGUUAUAAAGAAAACGCCAACAAUAUAAGCUGGAUGAAUUUGUCGAAAAGAGAACGUUUCUUGAUAUGCAAAGAAAGCCGUGCAUUCCUUACUUUGGCUAGCUAAUGCAAUCUUUGAAAAGAUCUAAGAGCUUUGAUUAAAUUGAAUUUUUAUUCCUAUUAAUCUGAUGAAAACUUAAGUAGAGAAACAAAUUAUUUCCAGACUUAAAAAUUUCAAAGUUAGAAAGAACUUUAAAAAUAAGAUGUUUUGAUUUACUCUGACUCAUCAAAUAUGACCAGGCAUCCUAAGCUUACUCUACCUGAUCAAGGAUGGUCGUGGGUGGUUCUUUUUAGCUCCUUUGGGUCACACUGUAUUCAUGGUUUCUUUCUCUCUGCGAUCGGGGUGCUUCAACUGUCUCUACUAGACCACUUCCGGGAAAACGUUUUGAAAACAUCAUGGGCACUUUCUAUUUUUCUAGGAUUGUAUUCCACAACAGGACCGCUUGCAAGUCUGGUAGCAAACCAAUGGAGUUCACGUGUUGCCAUGGUAACUGGAGGACUCCUCGUUUCUAUUGGACAUGUUUUGACUGCUUUCAUGCCCAACAUUUUUUUUGUAUACGUCUCACUAGGAAUCAUUAGCGGAUUAGGAAUGGGAAUGUGCUACACAACCUGCGUUGUGAUUGUUGGAUACAAUUUUGAGAAGAAAAGAAACUUUGCUACCGGAGUAGCAGUAUCGGGGGUAGGCAUUGGUGCCUUUGCACUAGCACCAUUGAUGCAAAUGAUAAGUGACUACUUUGGGUAUCAUGGAUUGUGGCUGUUAUGUGGAGGUCUGACGUUGCAAUUUUGCGUGUUUGGAACUUUAUUUUUCCCAUCAAAACUUGAAAACGAACGAAAGAAAAAAGUAAAAGAGGAUGCACGGAAAGAACAGGACAUCACAGGGUUCUCAAAUACAUUCAAAGCGUUCAGAGCACAACACAGAGUAUUAUUUUCAAUUUCUCUUUUAAAUGUUUACUUGUCCAUGUUCUUUAGUAAUUUAGGAGUUUAUCUUAUAUAUCUCCAUUUUGCCAGUUAUGUGACCUCUGUCGGAUUCAGCAAGCUGGAUGCUGCUCUUUUGAUGUCCAUUUCUGGAAUUUGUAAUUGUAUUUCUCGGAUCUUAGUAGGAUCAGCCGCUAAUGCCAGCAAUAUGGAUGAAUUUGUGUUGUUUGCAGGAACUUUCAGUUUGUUAGGUAUAACAACCGUACUAUUUCCGUUUUAUGGAAAAACAUAUGGUGGUCAAAUCUUCUAUAUGAUAACACUAGGACUCUAUAACGGCUCCUGCUAUUCAUUGUUGAAUUCUAUUUCUGUAAUGCUAGCAGGUGUUAAAAAUCUAGCUAUGGUGUAUGGCAUCACUAUGCUCUUCACUGGAGUUGGUACUUUUAUUGGACCUAUGUUGGGAGGAUUCAUUGUUAGUUCUGGAGGAAGUUAUGACCUGUCCAUUGCAGUUGCAGGCGUUUCAAUGGUAAUUGGCUCAGUUUUUGCAUGGGCCUCCGGAGUAGGUGAACGAAAAGGGAUUCCAAUUAAACAUGACGAUGAAAUGGUUGUGUAUGACCAUCGGGAAAAUAAGUCUUCCGAUGAACACCUCAUGGAAAAGGACAAAAUCAACACAGAAAAGAAGCACGUCAAAAAUGAUUCAGAAAUUAGGGACUGCAAUGAAAUUUUAUCAUCCAAAAAUAUCAAGGACUAUGCUGACUUAGAAGACAGUCCUUUGAUAGCAAGUGCAAGUGGAGGCGUCAAUAUACAAGAAAGCAAAGAGUGUUAAUAACUAGAACCAAUUGAAAUGAUUCUAUGAAAAAAGGCAAGCAAGCUACUUUUGAAUAUUUUAGUUAUAAAAUAACUAAAUAACAUAAACAGUAUAUUUAUACGUAUCUUAACAAAUACUGAACACAUAUUAAAGCUAUAACAAAUACUGAACGUCAAAGAUAAGUCAGAUUCAUUUUUCAAAAAUCUAAAAUUUGAAGAAACAUCGAAGAUUCCUAAAAUUAUGAAAAAA